Microthlaspi erraticum is the source of this 471-nucleotide messenger RNA. The record is from the annotation of a GenBank genome assembly. Lineage: Eukaryota; Viridiplantae; Streptophyta; Magnoliopsida; Brassicales; Brassicaceae.
AUGCAAGCCAUAUCUAGGAAUGACCCCCACAGAGGAGAUCAUCACUCCUCUAGAAGAUCCAACCCCGGCCUAAAAGGGGAGCAGGUUUUAGGAAGAAGAGGAAGAGGCACAACUCGAUCGAGUGAGCAAGCUCGAUCGAGUGAGCCGAACCCAGUCGAGUGGAGUGCUCCUGAUGGCCGUCUCCCAUCUCCAGACCACGACCUAGCUCCCAGUUCUUUGGGGGGCACUGAGGUCUUUUGGAGCAUUCUGGAGCAUAUGGGACAUAAGGAGCAUGGAGGGACUUGGCACAUGGAAGCAGCUCAACUGGAUACGCAAAGGAAGAAGGGAGAAGCCAUCUUGAAGACCAGCUCGACCGUCUACUCGACCAACCGGUCGAGUUCCUCAACUCGACCGGCCAAGCUUCAACUCGAUCGAGCUGAGAAGUCAAAGUCAAACCCGAAAAAUGUUGCUUCCCCCUUGACUUUCCUUUGA